Molecule: messenger RNA, 3474 nt
Organism: Daphnia magna
Lineage: Eukaryota; Metazoa; Arthropoda; Branchiopoda; Diplostraca; Daphniidae
Product: sodium bicarbonate transporter-like protein 11
Exons: 19
Coding region: 816-3413 (865 amino acids)
Biological process (GO): monoatomic ion homeostasis; monoatomic anion transport; transmembrane transport
Cellular component (GO): basolateral plasma membrane; plasma membrane
Molecular function (GO): solute:inorganic anion antiporter activity
Source: RefSeq, a predicted model, not a curated record
CCAAAGAGCGCGCUGUCAUGGUUUAAUCGGUCAGCAAACGAUAUCCUUUCUACGGAAGGGAAGCAUGCUGCAUGCAUGUCGUGAAUGUGGACAACACGUCUAUAGAAAAAAAAGAAAUUUCCCUUGGACAAUCUCUUUUUCUUCAGCCAUUUCAUGGUUGUAGGAUCCAGGUGUGUUCUGUUUGGCACCUUUUGCUUUUGUGUAAAGGUCGCAGAUAAAGUUCUAGUACAAAAUGGUCUUCAUCAGGCCAAAGUAUUAUAAACAUUUCAUUCAGACCGAAGAUGACUGCAAGCAUCUCAUCAACGUUCUUGUCUUGGACGGACACUAGAAAUGGAUCAUGCCACUCAUCCGGAGACAAAUAACUGAAUGGAACAGCUAUUUGCCGACUUGGGCUUCACGUUGUUACAACAUUUAUCUGCGUUUACCAGAGGAAAAUGAAUUUGGGCGAAAGCGAAAGCAAAAGACCUACACCGAAAAGAGAAAGUCUGUAGGUCUGCUGUGCUUUUAUGAACUUGAAGCUCACAUGGAAUUUCAUCACGAAGCCAUGGAAAUAAGUGGAUAUCUAUGGUCUAUCCCAUUAAGACGAUGACCAAAUUGUAUGGCGCGCUUUCACCAUUUAGUUGACCACCCUCUACCUUCCUGCAAGAUGCUUAUAAAAGCUUUCGGUUCAUCAGCCUUGUGCAGUACGUUUGGCUGCUGGAAUCGUUGGAGUUCACACAUGCGUGUCUCAGAUUUUGAAGAACUGAUCAACAAAGCAAGGCUUCUCGUCAUUCUUCGACCGUGUUUGAGUCUCAGUGUCAAUUUCCAGCUGAACCAUGAAGGAUUUAACAAAGGAAACGCUCGAAGAGAUGGGGUGUUAUGAAAACAACGAAAAUAGUUUACCAUUACAUCGUGGUUGGUCCAGUCCAAACGCUAUGGGAAUCCAUACUGUCAAGGAGUCCCAUCUGCAGUCUGACAGCGAAGUCCGUUUGAGUAAUAAUGAAGUAACAUUAGGAACAAGCAACACUACCCCAGUUUGGGAGUUUCGUGAUAAUGAAUGGCGACUCACCUACGGUGAAUGUGGAGAGACCAGUCUAAUCUAUGCCAAAUACGAGAAAUUACCUUUGCAGGAUUUCGACGUCGAAGUGAGACCGGCCGUCGACGUCGAGCAAUUUUUCAACCAGGGGCAUGUCUUUUUACUGGAGGACGAUGUUGCAGAAGAGACAUACCCUUCCUCUGUUGAUUUGGUGGACAUGUUGCUGAACAAAAUAGGAUUAUCUACAACUGUGGUUGAAGAAGCCAAAAGAAUCCUCUUUACACAUGACGCUGCCUCGAGUAGGACAAUUCAGGCCACAUUUAGCCCCAAAGACAAAAAGAAUGGCAAUUUUGCCUACGAUGAAUCUUGGAUGUGCCUGGUAGGCGAUAUUCCAUCACUUGUGCAGCGACACAUGGCCAUCGUCAGGUUCAAGCAUCCAAUGAAUAUGGGGACGACUUGCCAUGAUCUCCAACUUUUUGUGCUAAUACUCUGCCCAGCUAAAGAGAAAGGAACAAAGAAUGCGUUGGAGACGGGCCGUACAUUCGCUACAUUGUUAGCUGAUCAUCAUCUUCGUCGUCAACUGGUGGAAGUAGCUACCGAACAAGAAUUCAAGCAGCUUCUAUUCAAUAGAACGCGAGAGUUGAUUGAGGAACAGCAUCAGAGUCGUUCAGCCGUUUCAAUCAAAUUGAACUCCGUUGUUGAACCAUCACCAAUCACAAAUACCGCAAUGAGUAACAGUAUCUGGAAGCUUUGUCAGUUUGGGCAAGGCAUACGAGAGGAUCUUUCUCGUCGUCUACCGCAUUAUGUGUCGGACUACGUCGACGGCAUAAUUGGAGUAAAGACGCCACAAAAAGUUCUGUCAACCACCUUUUUCCUUUAUUUUGCCUGUCUACUUCCGGCCAUUGCGUUUGGAGUGCUCAACGAUCACAACACCCACGGCAAAAUUGGUGUCAAAAAGGUGAUUGUGGGGCAAACGAUUGGCGGCCUCUUUUUUGUCAUAUUUGGUGGCCAGCCGCUAUUAAUUCUUUUAACUACCGCACCUUUAGCGCUCUACAUAAAAGUUAUUUCCAGCAUCUGUGAUGAUUUCCAGUUGGAUUUCUACGCCAUGUAUGGCUGCGUUGGUCUUUGGUGCGCCUUUUUCCUUUUACUCUUUUCCCUUUUCAAUGUCUCACGAUUGAUGCGUUGGUGUACCCGUUCUACGGAGGAAAUUUUCGGCCUUUUCAUUUCUAUUGCAUUUUGCGUCGAUGCUUUUCGUGACACUGCCAAACAUUUUCAAAAGAAUUUCAAUUCCCCCCAAUGUUUGGGCGAUGUGAACAUGACAAAAGGCUUAAAAUCGUCGCUGACUUACUACAUACUGAACGAAACAAGAACAAACAGCUCAACGGUUGAAACACUGAUUUCGGCCAUCGAAGAGCCAAUGGCGAUUGAAUGCAACCAGGCCAGCUCGCUGCUUUUCCUUUUGCUGAUGUUGGGCACCGUCUGGCUAGGCGUUUCCAUCUUUAAUUUCAAAAAAACGCCUUUCCUCUCCGCUGGAAAACAAGAAGCCCUGGCGGAUUAUUCAUUGCCUAUCGCCGUGGUCACGAUGAGUUUUGUUGGUUCGUAUUUCUUCCAAAACGUCAAAGUUGAGCCGUUCCGUUACGACGACAGUGAAAAUGUAUUCUCUUUGACACCAUUGGAUCGGCUUCCUGGACUGGCCGUCGUCGGGGCAAUGGGAUUGGGUUUUGCCUUGUCGCUGCUCAUUUUCAUGGAUCAAAACAUUUCAUCAGCGAUGGUGAACACGCCCCUCAACAAUUUGAAGAAAGGACCAGCACACCAUUGGGAUUUAUUUGUCAUGGCGAUUUUGACGGCUGCACUGUCUGCCGUUGGGUUACCUUGGAUGCAUGCACUCGUACCUCACUCGCCACUUCACGCCCGUGCGCUGGCUGAUGUCGAGGAACGUGUUCACCAAGGCCACGUCUAUCAAAUAAUUGUUCGAGUGAGGGAGACUCGACUGACGGUUCUGUUUUCACACAUCCUCAUUGGCUUAUCGAUUCUGUUGUUGCCCUACCCGUUGGCCUAUAUCCCACCGGCCGUUCUCAACGGGCUUUUCCUCUAUGUGGCCAUCACCGGACUCGGCGGCAAUCAAAUGUUUGAACGCAUCACACUCUUCUUUACGCAGCAAUCCGCUUAUCCGCCAAAUCACUACAUCCGCCGAGUUCCACAGCGCAAAAUCCACCAGUUCACCGUAUAUCAAUUAGGCCAGCUUGUGUUGAUGUGUCUGUUCGGUUUUGUGCCCUGGCCUUACAUGAAGAUGAUUUUUCCCUUAAUUCUCCUUUCGCUAUUACCGAUUCGUCACAUGAUUAUCACCCGACUAAUUGCUGGUCGUUUUCUAACAGUCCUCGACAGCAGCGAACAUUAAUCAAUUUACUAAAUUUGUGUAUUUUACUUUUUCCUAUACAAUGUACAGAACACAGAACAGA